AUGACAACCGGUAGUCCCACCAAGAUCAGCACGAAAGCCAUAGCUCAGGAAUUUUUGGACAGUUUCGAUACUUUCCUAUUCGACUGUGAUGGAGUUCUGUGGUUAGGAAGCCACUUAUUGCCUAGCAUCAAGGAGACCUUGGGCCUAUUGAACCAGCUAGGAAAGCAGCUGGUCUUUGUCACCAACAACUCUACCAAAUCCCGUGCGGCUUACACCAAGAAGUUUGCUUCUUUUGGGAUCGAUGUCAAGGAAGAUCAGAUUUUUACUUCUGGAUAUGCCUCUGCUGUCUAUGUCCGUGAUUUCCUCAAGCUAGAACCCGGUAAGGAUAAGGUUUGGGUCUUUGGUGAAAGUGGUAUUAGUGAAGAGUUGGCCUUAAUGGGUUUUGAGUCUCUUGGAGGAGUAGAUCCUAGAUUGGACGAGGCCUUCGACCAUAAGACUUCUCCUUUUUUGGUCAACGGAUUGGAUCCUAACGUGCGCUGUGUAGUCGCCGGUUUGGACACCAAGAUUAAUUACCAUCGUUUGGCUGUUAGUCUACAAUAUUUGCAACAAGAGGACAAGGUACAUUUUGUCGGAACCAAUGUGGACUCUACGUUCCCUCAAAAGGGCUUCAUUUUCCCUGGAGCGGGCUCCUGUAUCGCUUCACUUGCGUGUUCAUCUGGCAGGACCCCCAUCUACUGUGGUAAACCAAAUAUCAACAUGUUGAAUACUAUCGUUUCCGCAAAGAACCUCGAUAAGUCCCGCUGUUGCAUGGUUGGUGACAGACUUAACACCGAUAUCAGAUUUGGUGUCGAAGGUAAGCUGGGCGGAACUUUACUAGUUCUCACCGGUAUUGAAACCGAGGAAAGAGCGUUGGAGAAUACUGCUGAUCAUCCAAAUCCAAAGUUCUACGCAGACAAGUUGGGUGACGUUUAUGAAUUGACUCACUGA
Messenger RNA from Torulaspora delbrueckii, 927 nucleotides. RefSeq names its product 4-nitrophenylphosphatase (gene PHO13). Gene Ontology annotation, molecular function: phosphoglycolate phosphatase activity; alkaline phosphatase activity. The record is from RefSeq and is a predicted model, not a curated record. Lineage: Eukaryota; Fungi; Ascomycota; Saccharomycetes; Saccharomycetales; Saccharomycetaceae. The coding region runs from base 1 to 927 and encodes 308 amino acids. The transcript has a single exon.